AUGCAACGUAACCAGACUCCCUUUGCCCUGUUUCUGAAACACCUGAAGGAAACAUCUGAUGGGUUGACUCGGUGCCAUCCUUGGUCCCAUCGCUGUGACACGUUGUGCAAGCAAAGCAUCAGAGGCUCAUCCCUGUCUGUGGGAGCUGAGUGCUCAGAAAACAGGCACUGGCAGAGCGGCCCCCGGGGAUUCCAGGACCUGAGUUCCGGGAGCCGGACUCGCAGCGGCCACGGCAGAGCGAGCGGGCGCCGGGAAGCGAGAAGGAGACGCCCGCCGGAGGCCCAGCUGCCCAGAGCAACUGGCAUGGCCCAAGCCAUGGCCGCCGCGUGGCUGCUGCUGCUGCUGCUGCUGGUGGCGCUACUGGUGCUGUCCUGGCCAACCCCAGGAACCGGGGACGUCGUCGUGCAGGCGCCCACCCAGGUGCCCGGCUUCUUGGGCGACUCCGUGACUCUGCCCUGCUACCUACAGGUGCCCAGAAUGGAGGUGACGCACGUGUCACAGCUGACUUGGGCGCGGCAUGGUGAAUCUGGCAGCAUGGCCGUCUUCCACCAAACGCAGGGCCCCAGCUAUUCGGAGUCCAAACGGCUGGAAUUCGUGGCCGCCAGACUGGGCGCGGAGCUGCGGGAUGCCUCGCUGAGGAUGUUCGGGUUGCGUGUGGAGGAUGAAGGCAACUACACCUGCCUGUUCGUCGCGUUCCCGCAGGGCAGCAGGAGCGUGGAUAUCUGGCUCCGAGUGCUUGCCAAGCCCCAGAACACAGCUGAGGUUCAGAAGGUGCAGCUCACCGGAGAGCCGGUGCCCGUGGCCCGCUGUGUCUCCACAGGGGGUCGCCCGCCGGCGCAAAUCAUCUGGCACUCAGACCUGGGCGGGAUGCCCAAUACAAGCCAGGUGCCAGGGUUCCUGUCUGGCACAGUCACUGUCACCAGCCUCUGGAUUUUGGUGCCCUCAAGCCAGGUGGACGGCAAGAGUGUGACCUGCAAGGUGGAGCACGAGAGCUUUGAGAAGCCUCAGCUGCUGACUGUGAACCUCACCGUGUACUACCCCCCAGAGGUAUCCAUCUCUGGCUAUGAUAACAACUGGUACCUCGGCCAGAAUGAGGCCACGCUGACCUGCGACGCUCGCAGCAACCCAGAGCCCACAGGCUAUAACUGGAGCACGACCAUGGGUCCCCUGCCACCCUUUGCUGUGGCCCAGGGCGCCCAGCUGCUGAUCCGUCCUGUGGACAAACCAAUCAACACAACCUUAAUCUGCAACGUCACCAAUGCCCUAGGAGCUCGCCAGGCAGAACUGACCGUCCAGGUCAAAGAGGGACCUCCCAGUGAGCACUCAGGCAUGUCCAGUAAGGACAUCACCUUCCUGAUUCUGGGAAUCGCGAUUUCUCUGAUCCUGCUGCUGGGGAUCGGGUUUUAUUGCUAUUGGUCCAGACGUUCCUGUGAGUUCCUUUGGCACCGUCAUCUGUCUCCCUCGAGUAAUGAGCAUGCCAACGCCUCGGCUAAUGGGCACGUCUCCUAUUCAGCUGUGAGCAGAGAGGAUCCACAGACAGAGGGCACAAGGUGACAGCAUCAGGACUGAGAGGGGAGAGGGACUGGAGCUGGCAAGGACAUGGGCCUCCAGAGUUGGACCCCACCCCAAUGGAUGAAGACCGCCUCCAAAGAGACCACCCUCCCUCCCUGUGCCAGACCUCAAAACAAGGGGGGCAGGUGCAAGUUCAGAGGUCUCCAAGACCACCCUCUGUUCAUUUGCUAGAAGGACUCACUAGACUCAGGAAAGCUGUUAGGCUCACAGUUACAGUUUAUUACAGUAAAAGGACAGAGAUUAAGAUCAGCAAAGGGAGGAGGUGCACAGCACACGUUCCAGGACAGAUGAGGCACCAGCUUCCAGCUGCCCUCUCCCAGUGGAGCCGUAUAGGCAGCACCUGAUUCUCACAGCAACAUGUGACAACAUGCAAGAAGUACUGCCAAAGAGAGCAGCUCACUCGAGAUCUUCGUGUCCAGAGUUUUUUGUUUGUCUUGAGACAGGGUCUGGCUCUGUUGGCAGACUGGAGUAUGGUGGUGGGAUCACAGUUCAUUGCAGCCUUGACUUCUCAACUCCAAGUCAUCCUCCCACCUCAGCCUCCUGAGUAGCUACGACUACAGGUAUGUGCCACCACGUCUGGCUAAUCUUUUUAUUAUUUGUAGAGUCGAGGUCUCCCUGUGUUGCCCAGGCUGGUCUUGAACUCUUGGCUUCAAGUGAUACUUCUGCCUUGGCCUCCCAAAGUGCUGAAUUAAGCAGCUCACCAUCCACACGGUUGACCUCAUACAUCAAGCCAAUACCGUGUGGCCCAAGACCCCCACCAUAAAUCACAUCACUAGCAUGAACCACCCAGAGUGGCCCAAGACUCUCAGAUCAGCCACCAGGCAGGAUAUUCCAAGGGCUUAGAGAUGAAUGCCCAGGAGCUGAGGAUAAAGGGCCCGAUCUUUCUUUGGGCAAGGUUAAGCCUUUACUGCAUAGCAGACCACACAGAAGGGUGUGGAUCACCAGAGAAUUUCGGUAAAAAUUUGGCCUCUGGCCUUGAGCUUCUAAAUCUCUGUAUCUGUCAGAUCUCUGUGGUUACAAGAAACAGCCACUGACCCUGGUCACCAGAGGCUGCAAUUCAGGCCGCAAGCAGCUGCCUGGGGGGUGUCCAAGGAGCCGAGAAAACUACUAGAUGUGAACUUGAAGAAGGUUGUCAGCUGCAGCCACUUUCUGCCAGCAUCUGCAGCCAGCAAGCUGGGACUGGCAGGAAAUAACCCACAAAAGAAGCAAAUGUUUUUUCCAACACAAGGGGGAAGGGAUGCAGCGGGAGGCAGCGCUGCAGUUGCUCAGGACACGCUCCGAUAGGACCAAGAUGGAUGCGACCCAAGACCCAGGAGGCCCAGCUGCUCGGUGCAACUGACAAGUUAAAAAGGUCUAUGAUCUUGAGGGCAGACACCAGAAUUCCUCUUAUAAAGAAAAGCGUUUGGGAAGAUACCUUGAGGGAGAGAAGACUUUGGGCCAAGAUGCUAAAUGGGAAUGCAAUGUUUGAGCUGCUCUGCAAGAGAAAAUAAGCAGGACGGAGGAUUUGCUCUGGACAGAGAUGGAAGAACGGGGAACAGAGAAGUGUGGGGAAGAGAUAGGAACCAGCAGGAUGGCAGGGGCAAAGGGCUCAAGGGUGAGGAGGCCGGUGGGACCCCACAGAGUUGGGGAGACAAAGAAACAUUGGUUGCUUUGGUGGCACAUAAGCUCCUUGUCUGUCUCCUGCGCCCAGAAUCUCAUUAAAGUUUAUUUAUUGUACCUCCA
Molecule: messenger RNA, 3294 nt
Organism: Symphalangus syndactylus (siamang)
Lineage: Eukaryota; Metazoa; Chordata; Mammalia; Primates; Hylobatidae
Gene: PVR
Product: PVR cell adhesion molecule
Biological process (GO): acrosome assembly; positive regulation of T cell receptor signaling pathway; coreceptor-mediated virion attachment to host cell
Cellular component (GO): apical junction complex; plasma membrane; focal adhesion
Molecular function (GO): cell adhesion molecule binding
Source: RefSeq, a predicted model, not a curated record